AUAUUAAAUACAGAAGUUUCAAAUGAAUACCAACUAUUCAGUUACGCGGUGUAUUGAUUCAGGCAAAUUAUUUCAAAAAUAUUUAUAAGUAAUGACAAUAAUCGUAAUGGAAAAACGGAGCUUUGUCUUAUAUAUCAAUACGUAAAUUUUUUCUAUGAUAAAUUUAAUGAUUAAUGAUAUUGGCGCAAGUGUUGAUCAUAAUGUCUAUUGUAAAAUCGAUAAAAUUCCCUAGAGUUUAUAUAAAAACGGGAUAACUUUUGUUGUAAUAUCACUUGCGAAUUAAUUUAUCGAAAAACGAAUCAGUCGAUUUUAUUGCUAUCGAGGGACAACAUGUUCUCACGUUUGUUACUAUGGUGCAUUACAUUAUUAGUCUGUGUAUUAACUCAGACAAAUAAUAAAGUGAACGGUGAAGAAAUCAAAGAAGAAGACCGGAGUAUACUUGGAAAUAUUUUCCGUUAUGGAGCAGAUUUGAAAAUGAACGCAGCUGAUAGAAUUGAUGAUGCAUUCGGUCAAUUCGGAGGUUUAUUAGGAGCAGGAGCCGGCUCAGUUCUAUCUAAUGUCAGACAACUAGGAGAGACAGCUGCCGAAGGCAUAAAAAGAAGCGACGAUGCCUUCGAAAACAGUCUGGAGGCUGCCAAAAAUGCUGCGUUGUUGAGUUAUUUGACCGGAAGAGCUGCACCUAAAACUGCAAUAGACUUGGCCAAUGUCAGCUUGAAGACUCUUGAAAAUUUGAUUACAAAUAAAGAGACGAACUUACCGAGCUCGGGCAAACAAGUCAAACAAAUGGUCGUUGUUUAUGAAGACGGUUCCGUCGAACCUGUUUCUGAUAAUUUAUUGUCACUACUCGCGGGUGCUUCUCCAUCAAUAGUCUCCAACUAAAUCCAAAUCUCCCGUUACCCAUUUUUUAAUU
Messenger RNA from Microplitis mediator, 910 nucleotides. RefSeq lists its product as uncharacterized. The record is from RefSeq and is a predicted model, not a curated record. The coding region runs from base 331 to 879 and encodes 182 amino acids. NCBI's taxonomy places the organism in Eukaryota, Metazoa, Arthropoda, Insecta, Hymenoptera, Braconidae. The transcript has 3 exons.